Giardia duodenalis is the source of this 867-nucleotide messenger RNA. RefSeq names its product Kinase, NEK. Gene Ontology annotation, cellular component: cytoplasm. Gene Ontology annotation, biological process: protein phosphorylation. Bases 1 to 867 code for a protein of 288 amino acids. The transcript has a single exon. Lineage: Eukaryota; Fornicata; Diplomonadida; Hexamitidae. The record is from RefSeq and is a predicted model, not a curated record. Gene Ontology annotation, molecular function: ATP binding; protein serine/threonine kinase activity.
AUGCAAACCUUCUCUUUCGCGGAUAAGUACACUGAAGUGGGUGUCAUCGAGGAGGCAGAGUAUCAGCGUCUGGUGGAGGUCCAGGACAAAGAGACAGGAGAGCGAUAUUUAUGUCGUCAGAUCUCUCUUGAAGAGUACACUACCAAGGUGUGUGACCUUUGCAAGACGGACAUCACGCUCUCUACACAGGUCGCAUCGCCUUUCUUUGCCACGGUUCAUGAGGCGACAUAUGAAGCAAAGAGCAAGAAGGUGUUUGUCCUCAUGGAGGACUUCCCCAUGGGCACGCUCAACGACUACCUGUACGGUCUUCCUGAGGAUGAGUUCCUUCCUGAGCAGACCUGCUGGUGUCUUCUGGCCUGCUUGGUGGAGGCCAUCUGUCAGCUCCAUGAACCGUCCCGCAUGAAGGACAUCGAGCACAGAUUCACGCGAGCGAUCAUCCAUCGAUACAUCAUGCCCCGCAGGAUCUUCAUGGUCUCCGAAACAAGGUGCAAACUGGCUGACAUCGGGUGGUCUCGCGACCUUCUCAGCAUGGAGGGAAAGAUGGGUUAUAUCCAGGGGACUCUUCAAUACUACGCUCCGGAGCUUAUCGUCAACGAAGGCUAUGGUCGCGAGGUGGAUAUAUUUGCGCUUGGCUGCACCAUGUAUGAAAUCAUGAUGAAGCGGGUCUUGGUGGAAGACAAUCCAGAGGAGCCCUUGGAGGCGUUGAAGAAGAUACGCCUUCCGCUGAUAAUAACGACAUAUUCGAAGAAGCUAGUCAACCUAGUGUCAUCCAUGCUGAACCCUGAUCCUAAAAAGAGGCCGACGGCAUUUGAGAUGAGAACUAUACCGGAGAUAGCGAACAUCCUGAGGGGCGAGCUUUCAGCUUAG